Serendipita indica DSM 11827 is the source of this 1407-nucleotide messenger RNA. Lineage: Eukaryota; Fungi; Basidiomycota; Agaricomycetes; Sebacinales; Serendipitaceae. The record is from the annotation of a GenBank genome assembly.
AUGUCGACCAAACAGGGAUACAGUGCUCGAGGGGGGGCAGGAAACGCGCUCAAAGCAAGCAAAGCGAACAAGAAUCAGCAAGAGACGACGGCAAACCAACUGAUGGCGCACGAGCGCGAGGUUCUCCAGAAGCACAAGGCACAGGCUACGCCAGACUUUAAGACGGGGAGAGGAGGACUAGGUGCCAAAGGUCACGUGAAGAAGCGUGGGCUCGUUCCCAAUCACGAAGCUGCUAUUGCCAAGGAGGCUGAAGUGCGAGAACGGUGGAACGAGUACAAAGAGGCCACGGGAGCGGGAGCACGGUUCGGACGUGGAGGGUAUAAUGUCCGGAAAUCAGACAAGGGAGAUGCCAAGUCGACGUCGUCUGGGAGCAAAAGUAGGAGCGGUUCCGGAAGAGAAGCACAGCAAGAGCUAUUUCCGCCUUUUGCCGUCUCUGAGAACGAACGCAAACGAAGACGAAGAUUCUCCUAUACUCAUGCGUCGACUUCGAAUGCUUCCCAGGAUACGUGGGAUAGAGUUUCGACUUCGGACUCUAUCUACGAUAUCGCGGCAACGACCGGAAUUACUACGAGCACCAUCAACCCUGCGACUGUGCUCGACAUCAUCUCGGCUCGUCCCCUUUCCCCACAGCUCUCAUCUCCCAGGAACUUGACAUUUCAAGACACGCAAGGGCGUGCACCAAACGAGGUUGCGCCGUUUGAUGAACCUUUGGUACCCCCCUCGUCAUCAACACCCUCUGUCGACCCAUCGAUGCAAGCUGCAAAGGCUCCUAAAAAGAAGCAGUCGACAUCGAUUUUACGCUCUCUCAAGGGGUUAAGCCUCGGCAAACCAAAGGAGGGCAAAGCCGGAAACCCACCAUUCCCGUCUCGACCUCCGAAUCCAUUCUACAGCAGCAAUGAUCCAACACUCUACCCGCCGAGAUCGCCUAGCGCAGCCUCGUUCGCUCUGUCGAUGGUCAACAGCUCACACCGUGAUUUAUCCCGAACGCCCAUGGACGUAGCUCCUAGAGUCCCUUCUGUAUCAAGAGAAGGAAUUGCUUCGAGGAUGAGUAGUACGCACGCGUCGACGUCUGCGGCGAGUAGCAUGACUUCGGCGUAUCAUUACCCCCCUCGCAUACCGCAUCCAUACGCUUCCGCCUCUGUUGUGACAAUCUCCACAAUGGUAUCUACAACCAACGAGUCACAUUCGAUGUCCGCCCCCGUGGCUUCAAAACCGCAAUCGGAGCAACCAACGUUGGCUGCCUCUGCGGUGUCGAGUCAUCCUCAACCCUCCACUCUUUCUAUGCCUCCUACAAGUCAAUUUCCCAAACCAACGACGCAGAAGCGACCCUAUAGGCCACUUCCUACCCCUCCAACCGUGCCUCCAGCCACAACGUCGGGUCUUCCAUCUCCACCUACUACACCAUAA